Camellia sinensis is the source of this 1140-nucleotide messenger RNA. The record is from RefSeq and is a predicted model, not a curated record. NCBI's taxonomy places the organism in Eukaryota, Viridiplantae, Streptophyta, Magnoliopsida, Ericales, Theaceae.
UCUUCAAAAGGAAAACAAAGGCUGAAAAGUGAGAAUAUGGCGUUGGUUGAAGAACUGAAGAAAAUGAGGGAAACAAUGCAAAAAAUAGAAGAGGAUCAAGAGGCAAAAACAAAAGAAACAAUGGAAAAGAUGAGCAACACAGAGAAAGAAAUGGAGAAACUGAGAAAGGAGAUUGAAGUACUCGAAUCUGAAAAUAAACAGUUGGUUGAGCAGAUUGAAGAAAAUGCAGUUCAUGCGGCUACCCAAGGUUUUGCUUCUAAAGAAAUGUCAUAUGCUGAAGAAGUAGAACAAGAGCAAAACAUUGGGAUUCAAAGUACAUUGAAAGAAUCACCUAUAGUCGUAGAGCCAUUGCAAACAUCCAUGGUCAGGAAAAUCAAAAUCAAGGCGAGGAAGAAAAAAGAGAUGUUUGAUUUUGAAUGUGAGCCAAGAGAGGUAAAGAAAAAAAAGACCACAAAACAAGCAAUUGAAGUGAUGUCAAAAGAAGUGAUUUGUGUUGACAACUUGUCUCUAAGCCAAGCAAAGCCAGUUGAAAGGGUUUUGUUUCCAGAUAAGGCUGCAAUAUGCAAAUUGCUUGAUGAGAAUGAUAAGUGUCUACUGAACAAGAUUUACAAUUUGGAAACCACAGAUGCAAUCAUAUGGUCCGGCACAGGAAAUGGAGUAUAUGUUACAUUGCAUGAUGUGGAUGCAAUUCUGAGAGAUGGUGAUACUGCAAAUAAUGUCAUUGACAGCUUCAUAGAAAUGCUUCAGAUUGAGCAACAAGUCAAGAAGCCAGAAAAGAAUAAAUCAUUCUUUUUCUCAAGCCUUUGUUGGUCUUUAGUGAAAUGGGGUUAUGGGGAGCUGAGAAAUCAUUUAAUUGAUAAAGUCCUUGAACAAGAUUUGAGUGGAUAUAGAUACCUUCAUUUUUGCAUGAAUUCCAAUGGGAACAAAAAGGAAGAAAAACCCUACCACUGGACACUUCUUGUAUUUGACACUGAACUUGAUGAGUGGAGACAUUACAAUUCUUUAAGGCCAAGAGACAACAGAGAAGAUCCUUACCUUAAGGAUGCAAAAAAGAUUGUAAGUGCUUUGCAUCAUAUUAACAGUAAUUUUUUGUUGUGUUUUAUUCUUGAAUUUAAUCGUGACCAAACAAUUAUGCAAUGA